ACAGGCUCUCUCGAGGAAGCAUGAAGUCCUCGAACUUGAUCUGUUCAUAACUGUAAACCACUGUAGGUGCUUGGGGACGAAAGAGUAAUGCUGGCAUGGCCAGAAUGACAGAUGGAGAAGAUAGGGCUGCAACAUCAACAGAUGACAGGGGAUAGAGAAGCUGGAUUUUGGUAAUCCAUGGAUGUGUGGAUGAGGGUAGGUGGGCAGGAAUAAAGCCUGGGAAUUUGCACCAUAUUCUGGGGGUGCUACGAAGAAAAGCUUCAUUCACUGUGACACAGUGACACAAGCAUCGCUGGACUGGGAUCCUGUCACUCGGACUGGAAGUCCUUGGAACCAUCCAUAACUCCUCCCUCCAGCUGGCCUCCUCCUGGAGGAGUGGACUCCCGGGUUCACUGAGGCUGUUUGAAUGAGCCAUUUCUAAGGAAAACAGGAUAUGAAUGAAGAAGUGGUAAUGCAAUCCUUGGAAGAUUUGCAUCUCAGCAAAAGCAGCUGGCUCUUAGACCAUUGAUGGCUCAUUUGCCACACGGGGGACAAUUGGAAAAGGAAACGCUUCCUGGCUGGUACUGAUGCCUCCUUGUACCUCUCAGGAUUUCUCCUGCCCCUGCACCGGCACCACCACCGCUGAGUUCUCAAUGAGUAAAGAUGCAUCAGAUACUCUUCUUAUCUGCUCUUACUGUCUCAGCAAUUUUGAAUUUUGUAGGACUCGUUGUAAAUCUGUUUAUCGUAGUGGUCAACUACAGGACUUGGGUCCAAAGCCACAGAAUCUCCUCUUCUAAUAGGAUCCUGUUCAGCUUGGGCGUCACCAGAUUUAUUAUGCUAGGACUGUUUCUCCUGAACAUUAUCUACCUGUUCACCUCUCCACAUGUCGAAAGGUCAGUCCACCUAUCCACUUUUUUCCUGUUGUGUUGGAUGUUUUUGGAGUCUACUAGUCUCUGGCUUGUAACCUUGCUCAAUGCCUUGUACUGCGUGAAGAUUACUGACUUCCAACACUCAGUAUUCCUCCUGCUGAAACGAAAGCUGUCCCCAAAGAUCCCCAGGCUGCUGCUGGCCUGCGUGCUGAUCUCUGCCUUCUCCACUCUCCUGUAUGUUGUGCUCACACAGACAUCACCCUUUCCUGAGUUUCUGACUGGGAGCAAUGGUACAGUAUGUGACAUCAAUAAGAGCAUCUUGUCUUUGGUGACCUCCUUGGUCCUGAGCUCCUUUCUCCAGUUCAUCAUGAAUGUGACUUCUGCUUCCUUGUUAAUACAUUCCUUGAGGAGACAUAUACAGAAGAUGCAGAAAAACACCACUGAUUUUUGGAAUCCCCAGACUGAAGCUCAUAUGGGUGCUAUGAAGCUAAUGAUCUAUUUCCUCAUCCUCUACAUUCCAUAUUCACUUGCUACCUUGCUACAGUAUCUCCCUUCCGUACGGAUGGAUUUGGGAGCCACAUCCAUCUGUAUGAUUAUUUCCACCUUUUAUCCUCCAGGACAUUCUGUUCUCAUUAUUCUCACACAUCCUAAACUGAAAACAAAAGCAAAGAAGAUUCUUUGUUUCAACAUAUGGUGGAAUUUCAGUAGUAAAUAG
This is a messenger RNA of Prionailurus viverrinus (fishing cat), 1563 nucleotides long. RefSeq names its product taste 2 receptor member 4 (gene TAS2R4). The record is from RefSeq and is a predicted model, not a curated record. NCBI's taxonomy places the organism in Eukaryota, Metazoa, Chordata, Mammalia, Carnivora, Felidae. The coding region runs from base 643 to 1563 and encodes 306 amino acids. Gene Ontology annotation, biological process: detection of chemical stimulus involved in sensory perception of bitter taste; G protein-coupled receptor signaling pathway; sensory perception of taste. Gene Ontology annotation, cellular component: membrane. Gene Ontology annotation, molecular function: bitter taste receptor activity; G protein-coupled receptor activity. The transcript has a single exon.